This is a messenger RNA of Catharus ustulatus (Swainson's thrush), 1579 nucleotides long. RefSeq names its product mas-related G-protein coupled receptor member H-like. Gene Ontology annotation, biological process: G protein-coupled receptor signaling pathway. NCBI's taxonomy places the organism in Eukaryota, Metazoa, Chordata, Aves, Passeriformes, Turdidae. Gene Ontology annotation, cellular component: membrane. Gene Ontology annotation, molecular function: G protein-coupled receptor activity. The record is from RefSeq and is a predicted model, not a curated record.
GGCACUUUCUCCUUCAUGUUACUGACCUGGGAGGAGCCACUUUAGGACAUGGAUCCCAAAGGAGCAAGAGGUACCAGGAAGCACCGCUGAUCUGCACAGACCCCCUGUGCCUGCUGCUGCCCCACAGUGAACAGCCAGGGACCACAUCCCACUGCCUGCCCAGAGUCCAUCCAUGGAGGUGACCACCAUGUCCCCACCUCCCACCUCACCCACUGGAGAUGAUUUGUGUGAGAUUGAUGUCACCAACGUGGCCAUAGAUGGUGUCUUGCUGCUCAUCUGCCUCUGUGGGCUGGCUGGGAACGGAGCUGUCCUCUGGCUCCAAAACAGGAACUCCAUCACACUCUACAUCUUCGACCUGGCCUUUGCUGAGUUCCUCUUCCUCCUCCUCAUGUUCCCCUCCACCCUGCUGUACCUGCUGGAGAACGUUCUGAGGAUACUUUUCCUGCUGUCACUGCUUCCCUACAACCUGGGGCUGCACCUGCUGACAGCAGUCAGCAUCAACAGGUGCAUGUCCAUCCUCUGCCCACUCUGGUACUACAGGCACUGUCCCCAGCAACUUUUGGAGGUGGUGAACGUGCUCUUAUGGGCCCUGUCCGUCGGUUUCAUCGUCACAGUUACUUCUCUGUGCCUCUGCCAGGAGCACGAGUACUGCCGGGUGUCUCUCCCCUCCAUGCACGCCCUCAACCUCUUCCUCUUUGCCCCUGCCAUGCUCAUUUCCAGCACAAUCCUCUUCAUUAAGGUCAAGUCUGGCCCCCAGCAGCAGCAACAGAAGAGACUUGACAUUGUUACCCUCCUCACUGUGCUCUUCGUCCUCCUCUUUGCUCUCUCCCUCAGCCUCUCCAACUUCCUGCAGCAGCUCGGCUACACCACUGUGUCCUCACAGGUUUUUUUCCUGCUCACCUGCAUCCACAGCAGCAUCAGACCCUUCGUCUACUUCUUGGUGGGGACCUGGAGGAGGGACUGCUCCAUGGAGACCUGCAGGAGGCACUUCUCCAUUCAGUCCCUAAGGAAGGCCCUCCACAGCAUCUUCGGGGACGUGAAAGGAAACACUGCCUGCAGUGAUGGUGCUGCUGUGGACACAGGGGUCUGAGCUGUUGAUCCCUUCUCCUGCUCUGCUGAAGGACCCUGGGACAGUGGCUGACAGUUUCCUUCCUGAGCUAGGAACUCUCCCAUUUGGGAGGAUCCUUGAACGCUGACAGCUCCUGGGCCGAUUCCCCCACUUCUCAAGGCUCAACGCUUCGCCUGGUGAGGAGCUGCAAGCGUAUCCAGAGUGAGCAUUCCACUGCCUUUGAGGGAAAUUUUUUGUUUGUCUCCGUCCACACACAUCAUAUUUCCUGUUUCGUUGACUAGAAUUUCUCCAUAAAGUUUUUUCCCUUGGUGUGCCUGUCAGGUCCGGGCUGGACUGAACCUGGCCACUGAACUCCGUUGUGCUGACACUUGCUAUUAAAUCCUGGUUUUACUGAUCCCCUUGGCGGUGAUAUUUUCAGUGAUCUCAAACACUAAUUUGGAACACUCCCACAGUGUAAUCCCGCAGGAGAAGGGAGCAGGGGCAUGUGGGAGGAAUGCUCUGAGUGGAGCA